AUGAGGAAUGUCGUAGAAAGUGUCUGUGACAUGACAGGAUUCAAAGAAUGGCACCUGUCUUCGGUUGAGGAGUGCAAGUCUCUUCGUCCGUCCCAACAACAACUUACAACAACAACAAAAUUAUCAAUUCUAAAAGGAGUGGCACCAGCGGACAGGAUAAAGGAAAGAAACGUUGCACUCAACAAGAAGGCCUCGCAGAGCAGUUUGUUGCGAUCGGAAUACCCUGCGGAGCGAGCUGUGGACGGAAACACAGGAACCAUUCUGUACCCCCGACAAGAAUGCACACAUACGGACCUGGAGUACGAGCCGUGGUGGAAGGUGGAUCUUCGAGACACGUACAUCAUCAGUCACGUGAGAGUCAUCAACCGUGGAGACUGCUGUGGUGAACGCUUGCAAAAUUUUAGCGUGCGAGUAGGACCCCAUCAAGACAUCUCAAGGAAUACACAAUGUGGUGAAACGUAUACAAAGACCCCAGCAGAUGGGGAGACAAUAGACAUCUAUUGUGGCGAGCCCAUUGUUGGACACUGGGUGUCCGUCCAACUGGUUGGUCGUGAAGACUACCUAAGCCUGUGCGAAGUGGAAGUGUUCGAAGUUUCCAGUCCUGAAUUUGAGAAGUAUCGUUACGACGUGCACAUUGGGAGAAAUGUUGCUGUCGGAACACUUCUUGUAGACUUAAAUGCCACAAACAUCGAUGAAGGCAUGCGCAUUGGCGAUGGACUGGCGUACUCGUUUGGGAACAACACUUCGGAUUCUGCCCUUGAACUUUUCUCCAUCGAUUCGGUGACAGGAAAGUUGGCAGUCAAAUCAUCGUGGAUAGGAAAACUCUCCCGGCAAUACCAUUAUAGCACAUUUAGCCGUCUCAACAUCGGAAAGUAG
Messenger RNA from Branchiostoma floridae (Florida lancelet), 876 nucleotides. Its product is annotated as fucolectin-6-like. The coding region runs from base 1 to 876 and encodes 291 amino acids. The record is from RefSeq and is a predicted model, not a curated record. Gene Ontology annotation, molecular function: calcium ion binding. Gene Ontology annotation, cellular component: membrane. NCBI's taxonomy places the organism in Eukaryota, Metazoa, Chordata, Leptocardii, Amphioxiformes, Branchiostomatidae. The transcript is spliced from 4 exons.